GUAGCAAAUUUUUGAACAGUUUAAUUAAUGUUAAUUAUGAUCUACGACAAAUGCGCGUGCGAUGAGUCCAGUUAAUGCUUUAAAAAUCAUACUUUUAAGUCUUGGACUUUUCAUACUUGUGUCGCUACUGUCUUCUUCACUUCAUCACAGAGAUUUGGACAGUGAUUAUGAAGCUGGUCAAUUAUCGGCAAUUAAUAAUCAGUUUCCAAAAAUUCCUGGACCUACAGUCGACUGGCCUCGUCUUGAACAACGAAGUCAGUAUUAUGUUCUGCGCGAUUACGUGAAGGCAAGUAAAGUAUUCAUGGAAAGUGUCACACUUUGUGCGCCUGGUGACAUAAGAUUUUUGGAUAACAUGGUCGUGCUUGCGCAAAGAUGGUUCGCACCAAUAAGUGUGGCUCUAUACGCACCCGGAAACGACUUUUUUGCAACGUUAGAGGCAAUAGCCUAUUUGAGAUCCUGUACUGUUCCGGAGAUUAAGAUAUUCGUCAAUUUUCACUUGUUUUUUGAUUUUGAUCACAUUCCAAAGGGGACGAAACCAUUGCUGGAGUUGUAUGAGGACACAUACGAUUGCUCAAAGGGCCCGCCUUAUAAGGAUAUAAAGGAUGAAGAUAUGUACAAGUCGAAGAACAACCUGCUGUUCCCCAUCAACGUGGCGCGGAACGUGGCUAGAGACGCAGCCCGUACCCACUUCAUUUUCCCAUCUGACAUCGAGCUGUAUCCGACGCCUAACUUUGUAAACAAAUUUCUCGACUUCGUUCAAACUCACGGUGAACUGUUUAUUGAAGGACAGCGUAAUGUGUUCGUGCUGCCCGUUUUCGAGAUGAAGGAGGGCUAUGACAUACCCUCAAACAAGACGCAGCUUCAAACUAUGAUUAAGAACAAGACUGCGUUUCUCUUCCACAAAAACAUCUGUGCUUCAUGUCAUAAGGUUGUUGAUGGAAACAGAUGGAUCACAGAGCCUGAAACGGAAGGUUUGAAUGUAUUUUCGGUGGGGAAAAGACAAGGGACUCAAGUUAUGUGGGAACCUUUCUAUGUGUGUACGCACAAAGAACCUUUAUUCGACGAAAGGAUGUCUUGGGAAGGACAAGCCAAUAAAAUGAGCAUGGCAUAUUCUCUCUGUUUACUAGAUUAUGACUUCAUGGUAUUGGACAACGCGUUUUUAGUGCACAAACCAGGAAUUAAAGUAAAAAAAGUACAAAAUUUAAAAUACAAAAAUGUUACAGACAAAAGCACGAAACUACUCAAAUAUCACGCUAGUGUGGAGUUGAAAAAAAUCUAUGGAAAUAAUCCGAAAUGUAGAAUAAUGUAAUUGAAUUUAUUAAACAAUUAUAUCUUAUAAUG
This is a messenger RNA of Aethina tumida (small hive beetle), 1341 nucleotides long. RefSeq names its product beta-1,4-glucuronyltransferase 1-like. The record is from RefSeq and is a predicted model, not a curated record. Lineage: Eukaryota; Metazoa; Arthropoda; Insecta; Coleoptera; Nitidulidae. Bases 62 to 1309 code for a protein of 415 amino acids. The transcript is spliced from 4 exons.